GCCCGGAUACAGCGGAGGCAGGCCGAAGCAAUCGAUGCGGACAGGGGGUGCCGCGGCCAGCCUCGAGCGCGCAGCCCGGAGCAAUCAAGGCCGGAGCGGCGGCAUGCGGCGGGCAUGGCGGCGGGCGGGCUGCGGCGGCGGCUGGUGCACCUGGACCUGAAGGGCGCCCCGCCCCGCGCCUCCUACCUGGCGGAGGUGCUGCCGCUGCUGCGCGCCCUGGGCGCCACCGGGCUGCUGCUGGAGUAUGAGGACACGUUCCCCUACGCGGGGCCGCUGGCGCCGCUGCGCGCCCCGCACCACUACAGCCCCGGGGAGGUGCGGGCGGUGCUGAGCCAGGCGCGGGCGCAGGGGCUGGAGGUGGUGCCGCUGGUGCAGGCCUUCGGGCACAUGGAGUUUGUGCUGAAGCACAAGGAGUUUGCUCAUCUCCGGGAGGUGAAGGUCUUCCCCAACGCGCUCAACCCACACAAGGAGGAGUCGCGGGCGCUGGUCAAAGCCAUGAUUGACCAGGUCAUGGCACUGCACGAAGACUUAAAGUGGUUUCACAUCGGAUGUGAUGAGGUCUACUACCUUGGCGAAGGAGAGGAGUCAAAGCAGUGGCUGCAGCAACGCAACAACACUCCAGAGAAGCUGUGCUUAUCCCAUAUAAAAGCAGUAGCAAGUUGUGUGGCCUCAUCUUACCCCGCUGUGACGCCUAUCGUGUGGGAUGAUAUGCUCAGAGGGAUAAGUGAGGAGACAUUGGCAGAGUCUGGGGUCCCACAGCUUGUGCAGCCAAUGAUCUGGGACUACACAGCAGACCUCGACGUGGAGGACAAAGUACAUCUCAUAGAGAAGUACCGUAGGUGCGGCUUCUCCAAGGUGUGGUUUGCUAGUGCUUUUAAAGGAGCUACGGGAGUGAAUCAGUCUCUAACGCUUAUCGGGCACCACUUGAAAAACCAUCUUCAGUGGCUGAAAGUGGCAGGCAGUAGCCCUGCUGAUGUCCUUGAAGGUAUCGCGCUGACCGGCUGGCAAAGGUAUGAUCACUUCUCUGUUUUGUGCGAGCUUCUCCCUGUGGCGAUUCCAUCGUUGGCUGUGUGUCUGCAGGCACUAAAGAACGGUGGCUAUUCUGAAAAGAUUAAAGAAAACGUGGAAAAGCUCCUGGGAAUGUCCAACCUGGAAACUGAUACUUUCAUGAGCACAAGUCUGGGGACCUUUCCUGGGAGCAAUGUCCUUACACUUGUGACACAAGUUAGUUUCUACCUCAAGUCAUCAGUGGAUGAUCUUCUUGAAAGGAACAGGUACGUCACAGGCUGGUUCAGCCCCUACCACAGGAAAAGGAAUAUUAUUCAUCCCAUAAUAAUGCAUCACUUUCAGCCAGAUGCAGUGAGUCUUCUCUCCAAGUGGAACGCUGUGGUGCAAGACCUCCAAGCAGCCAUGGAGCAAGUUUUCCACAGGUGUACUAUAGAGGAGUGGAUGGAGGAGAACGUCCACCCCAGCCUACAGAAGCUGCAGCAAGUGGUGGAUGAUUUAGAUAAAGCAAUAAAAGCACAAAAUUAGGGGCAUUUCAAUUAGUCUGUCUUUAUAUCAUGGGAAAACAUGGCUGGUAGAAAUUGGCAACCAGUCAUAUAGCUGGAGCUUGUCAUCGUGAGGCGAAGCACGAGCUGUGGUUAAGUGAAAGUGACCUGAAGGCAUAAAGGAAUUUGUGGGUGUAAAAGGCUUCAACUAGAUUUUAAUUUUCUUGUCUUAACACAUUAGUGAGCCUUAAAUCACCUGCCCUGUCAGCCAGAGUUGCUCCCCUUGCGUAACACAGUGCAGGAGUGAGUCAGCACUCAGCUGUGUUACAAGGCAGGAGAAAAACCCAUUUUCUUCCAAAUUCAGCAUUUGUAGUAAGAGACUUCCUCACGUAACAACGACCUGGAGGAGGUUCUACAAGUCCUACUCUAGUCGGUAGUCAACAUGUCCUCCCUUUGUAAUUUCUGUAAAAAGAUUCAGAAUACGUUAAACACGCUUUAGGUCCUUCUCUUCUGUACUGUGACUCCCUCACCUUUCAGCUGCAUUGAGAGACGUGUCUUCCCAUUGAAUCAUGACAAGUCCUUCCACAGCGUACAGCGGUUGAUUUGUUCCAGAUACGGGGUUGGAUUUUUUUUUUUUUUUGGUCUUUCAAAUACAUAAACCCAUCAGUCUUAAAUCCAGCUUUGAUGAGCUUGAGGCCAGGAAACUGACAUCCAGCUUUUUGCAGAAGUCUGAGCAAGGAACUGCUGCCUAGAUGCUGACAAGGUUACAGCAGAUACAUGAAGGAGGACACGUACCACCACAGUACAGAGCAAGGGGAGCUCCCGAAAAGGAGGUUGUACUCAAGAGUGAAGGUGACACUUGGACCUUGUGGGAAAACUGCCUUAAUGCACUUUGUACCAAAGCAUUGUCUAAGCCAAGUGUGGUUUCACCCCCACAGAGAAAGACCAUCCCAGUCACUUUAAGGCACCUGCUUAGCGAUGUAAAACCCGAGACUGCAGCUUCAUCCCAACGUGAAGCAUCCCUGGAGCCCACUGACUGAGGGGAAAUGCUGGUUUAUGCUGCUUUCAUGCUGAACUUUUAAUAAUGUAUAGCAAUGUAUCUUGUGGGCUCAACUAGAGCAUUAAGGUCAUCACCACAGUGGAAAACAAUUCAGAAAUCUGAUAGUUAAGUACACUACCAUCAAUAUUCAAAGUAUUCCUUACUUGUUUGCUUCAUUUAUUGCUUUCUUGAAAGUCUUCUUUUGGAAGCAAAGGUAUUGAAGUUUUCUUGCAAAAGCCUAUUAUAAAGAGUACGGCUUUAGAUACAGGAGGCACAAGAACUGCAGCAUAAGACAAAUCUUUAACUUAGUAAGAGCUACAGGAGUUAGGUCCACAUGCAGAUUUUUAUCUAUUGAUACAUAUACAUCUUAGUUACAAAAGUCACAUACCUUGAACUCAACAAGUCUUAAUUUAUAUUACUAUAAUAAAUCCUUUGAUACUCAAAAUGUUUGUGGAAAUUUGCUGUUUGUUUUUGGUGAGAUUUUUUUGCAUGUGGCAUGUUGGUUUGAUUUAAAGGGAGGAAAUGCAAAUGCAUUCACCUGUGGAGAGUUGGCUGUAUCAGCUUCUUUGAAAUGGAAAGCUAGACUGCUGCACAGGAGUGAAAGCAGGGUCAGGAAUGCGCUAGCUAUUUAUGCUUCCUCUACUCUGUCCUUCCCCCCCCCCCCCCCGUUAACUCCUUCCACAGAUCUGUGCCAAGUAGUCAUUUAUCCAUUAAUAUUUUAAUGAAAAACAAUAUAAAAGACAACAGUGACACAAAGCAAGUUAUCAAAGUUAAUUUUAUCAAUGGACGUUUGUAAAAAAAAAAAAAAAAAGACAAUAAACAAGGCCUUGCUGAAAUUCUACUCACAGUUUUAAAGCAGAAAAGCAAUUUCUAAACAUUUUCCAGAAGUAUUUUUGCCUAUCUGCAA
Molecule: messenger RNA, 3436 nt
Organism: Falco peregrinus (peregrine falcon)
Lineage: Eukaryota; Metazoa; Chordata; Aves; Falconiformes; Falconidae
Gene: HEXD
Product: hexosaminidase D
Exons: 12
Coding region: 115-1533 (472 amino acids)
Biological process (GO): carbohydrate metabolic process
Molecular function (GO): hexosaminidase activity
Source: RefSeq, a predicted model, not a curated record